AUGGAUAUCAGUGAUAUAUCUGGAAUCCAAUUGGCAACCAGUCCAUUACCAAGAACAGCCAUUGAUUAUAACUCAUCGUUCGAAGAGUCGCCGGCGAAACGAGUGAAAUAUUCUCAUGAACUCACCAAAUCAUUUGACGAGAAACUCAGUCAAACAGUCACUCUUGUACUCAGAAACAAUGAAGAAGUAAUUGUCGAUCGAAGCCUUCUGUCUCACUAUUCAACAUACUUUCGUGUCUUGUUCUCCAACGAAUUUCGUGAUUCCAAAUCUUCAAUUCAUAGAAUUCGUCUAAUUUCGGCCACCGAUCUCCAUCUCUUACUCACAAUUCUGAGGGCUUCUGAACAGGGAAUCAAACCGAAUAUCAAUGUACAAAAAGCUGUUGAGCUCCUUGAACCAGCCGCCUACCUUCAAAUCGGUAUUGCUCUCGACUAUAUUAGUGAUGUUAUCUACAUCAUUAAAAUAUUCCGUCUUGCACUUCUCUAUUACACUCCACUGGCUGUAAGAGUCUGGCGAGCAAUGAUCAGACAAUUUCAGACGAUGUUCAGCACGAAUGUAUAUUUGACACUAAAAGAGAAUGAACUGAUGGGAUUACUCACGGAUAAACAUUUAAAUUUGAAGAGUGAAGACGAAAGAACUGUAAUUGUCAAUUGGAUCAAACACAACUCUCCGCUUCAAUCCGAUAAAAUCGUUCAAUUCGCUCAGAAGAAUUUCGCGAGAAGACCACAACCAGAUGCCACGAAAUAUGAAGUUAUUCGCAAUAGACAGCCAAUUGGAGCUAUUGUUUCAUUCGGUGGAUGGGCAAGUCGAGGAGUUGCCCAGAAGAUCGAGGUGUUCAACACGAGAUGCGACCGCUGGCAAUCCUGUAAUUUUGAUUACGAUGUACCAAAUAUUCGUCGAGCUUACAAUGGAAUCGAGAUCGUCGACGAUAAACUUGUUGUCUUUGGCGGUUUCAAUGGAUUUCAACACUAUCAAACAACAGUUGUUUUCGAUUUGGCAACGAAAAAUUGGAAGAACGGAGCCAACAUGCAUGAUAAAAGAUGUUAUGUGACAGCAGCAAAAGUCAAAGAUUCUCAUGGAAGGCAACUCAUUUAUGCCUGCGGAGGAAUGAAUGGAGUGUCUCGUUUGAAAACUGCUGAAAUAUACGACUACCACUCAGAUCAAUGGACAGAGAUUGCCAAUAUGUCACAUUUGAGAUCAGAUGGAGCAGUUGUGACCGUAGACAAUAAAGUUGUGGCAGUCGGUGGAUUUGAUGGGAGAAAUAUUCAUUUCGGCGGAGAAAUUUAUGAUCCGAUAGUCAAUGAAUGGCAUGCUCUCUCGUCGAAUAUGAGAACUCGUCGAACCGGUUGUACAGCUGUUUCAAUAAUGAAUCACGUAUGUAUGGUAAUUGGAGGAUUCAAUGGAAACAAACGACUUGAUACUGCUGAAAUAUAUGAUAUAAGAGAAGGUUUAUGGCAUCCAGUAUCUGUUAUGCACAAUGCAAGAUCCAAUUUUUCUGCGUGUCCAAUGGAUUAUUCAAUUUAUGUUGCUGGUGGAUUCGAUGGUCAGUCAACAACAAAAGAAUCAGAAAGACUAGAUUUAAGAACCAGAAAAUGGCAGGCUCUUCCUGAUCUGGCUGAAGCUAAAUCUGCUCUUCGUAUGGUAUCACUAGUUGAUCAUCCAUUUCUCGAUGAAUUAUUCAAUAUUUCCGAAGACGAUGAUAUUGUGACAAGGUGGUAA
Messenger RNA from Caenorhabditis remanei, 1716 nucleotides. RefSeq lists its product as uncharacterized. The record is from RefSeq and is a predicted model, not a curated record. Lineage: Eukaryota; Metazoa; Nematoda; Chromadorea; Rhabditida; Rhabditidae. The transcript has 10 exons. Gene Ontology annotation, molecular function: protein binding. Bases 1 to 1716 code for a protein of 571 amino acids.